AUGUUUACUGCUACCAAUAUUAUUCUUAAUAAUAUCAUUGAAGACGGGACAACUUAUGCACAAAGAGGUGAGGCUUAUAGUGUUAGUAAAAUAUUAUUGUCAUUUAAAUUUGUUUUCACUUUGUACUUGAUGAAAGAGAUUAUGGGAAUCACUAAUGUUCUUUGCCAAGCACUGCAACAACAAUCUCAAGAAAUUCUUAAUGCAAUGCAUAUUGUUUCUACAUCAAAUUUACUUCUUCAACAAUUAAGAGAUGGUGGAUGGUGCAAUUUUCUUGCAAAUGUUAAAGAUUUUUGUGAAAAGUAUGAAAUUGAAGUUCCUAAUAUGAGUGAACAAUAUGUUUUUGGAAGAGGUCGAUCUCGUCAACCAAGUGUGAUAGUUGAGCAUCAUUAUCGAAUAGAUGUAUUCUUGGCAACAAUUGACUCUCAAAUACAAGAGUUGAAUAGUAGAUUUAAUGAGCAAACAAUAGAGCUUUUGACUUUGAGUUAUGCUUUGGAUCCUAAGGACAAUUUCAAAUCAUUUAAUAUUGAAGAAAUUAGCAAGUUAGCAGAGAAAUUUUAUCCCCUUGACUUUCCUUCUAAUGAGCUAAAUAUUUUAAAAUCUCAGUUGAAACAUUAUCAUCAUGAUAUACCAAAUCAUUUGAAAGGCAUUGGCAAACUUUUUGAAUUGUGCAACAAAUUGCAAGAAACGGGAAAAUCAAGAACUUAUCACAUGGUUGAUAGAUUAAUACGUCUUGUUUUGACUCUACCAGUGUCUACAGCAACAACAGAAAGAGCUUUUUCAGCAAUAAAAAUUGUUAAGACAAGACUCCGAAGUAAGAUGGCUGAUGAAUUUCUUGCAGACAAUUUGGUCUAUAUAGAAAAAGAAUUAGCAGCUAUUUUCGACACAAAUUCAAUUAUAGAUGUAUACACAAUGUUUAUGAGAAAAGGUUAA
This is a messenger RNA of Arachis ipaensis, 930 nucleotides long. The record is from RefSeq and is a predicted model, not a curated record. Lineage: Eukaryota; Viridiplantae; Streptophyta; Magnoliopsida; Fabales; Fabaceae.